Messenger RNA from Mesorhabditis spiculigera, 959 nucleotides. The record is from the annotation of a GenBank genome assembly. Lineage: Eukaryota; Metazoa; Nematoda; Chromadorea; Rhabditida; Rhabditidae.
CCAGAUUCUCGAACAAACUGUGGAAUAUGGCGACCUAUGUGGACAUCAUUUCCAAAGCAGCCCCCCAAGGUGAUAACGCGGUCGAUUUGGAUGAUUGCCACAACGAAACGGACAAAUGGCUCCUCUCUCGAUAUCACCGUACCCUGGAUACGGUAGCCGAGUCGAUCGAUAGAAUGGAACUCAACCAGGCAUUCCAACGACUACACGAAUUUCUACUCGCCGAUCUCUGUGACGUGUAUUUGGAGACGACAAAAUCGGCGUUGAGAAGCGGGGAUAAGAAGAGACUGGCGGAGAUUCGAGCGACAUUCAGCCAUGUGAUCCCUGGAGUACUGGCCCAACUGUCCGUCUUCAUGCCGUUCGCUUCUGAAGUGAUCUACGAACAAGCCGCUACCGUUACCCACCGCCAGUCCAUACACGCCAUUAUUCUAAAGUCUGACCCGACCCGCCUGGACCCGGUGGCCGAAGCGAAGAUGGCGAGCACAAUGGGCAUCGUGAAAUCCCUGCGAUCCCUCCGUGAAGUAUUCCAAUUUGCUCGCGACAAGAAGACGCCUGGAACGCUCUUCUACGACUCAGCCCAAAAUACGCCGAAAAUCGUGCCAGAAGUCGUCGAAUCGCUCUGCGGAUUCAAGCCCGUUUUUGCGGAAAUCGACGCCUCGAAGAAUGACAUUGUCCCCUUUACCGUACCCAAUCUUCCCGGGAGUUUUGCCAUCAAAAUACAGGCAGAGAAACAGGCGAGCUACUUGGGAUUGUUGAAGGAACGGCUGUCGAAGAAUGAUGAGAGGGUAGAGAAGCAAAGGGCUCUACUCGACCGAUUCAGACAGAUUGCACGCACCAAUAUCGCCAAUGAAAAGGUACGCGCCGAUCGAAAAGCGAAAGACGCGAAACUCGUCCAAAACGCCGAGGCCAAGCUGCAAAUCCUGGAGGAAGAAGUGAAGAAAAUGAGGGCACAGCUUUAUUCA